Molecule: messenger RNA, 3045 nt
Organism: Oncorhynchus nerka (sockeye salmon)
Lineage: Eukaryota; Metazoa; Chordata; Actinopteri; Salmoniformes; Salmonidae
Product: NACHT, LRR and PYD domains-containing protein 1 homolog
Exons: 9
Coding region: 179-1444 (421 amino acids)
Biological process (GO): regulation of apoptotic process
Source: RefSeq, a predicted model, not a curated record
UUUGAUCUGUUGUCACCUUUGUUCAUUGAACAGUGUAAUCAAUAUAUCACCAGCAUUCCAUGUAACAUUGAAUAAAUACAUUAGAUCAGAUACUUUGGUAUAAUUGGCCAGUUUCCCAGACACAGAUUAAGUCUAGUCCUGGACCUUAAAGAACUUUCUAUUGAAACUUCCAUUGAGCAUGCUUUUUAGUCCAGCACUAGACUCAAUCUGUGUCCAGGAAACAGGCCCCAUAUGUAUUACUGACAUGCUUGUCCUUGUUCAGGACUCCACACACUGGCUUCAGAUUGAACCCUUGACUUCCACUGUCCAGGGAGUGACAAUGUUCAGACACAGGACACCCAAAGGGAGUUAUGAGUGCACAGUGUCUGGGCUCCGCUGGCUGUGUGAGAGAGAUGUCAUUCUGAAGUAUCACUUCAGGAACUGGGAACCCUACAGUCAACUUCUGAAAGACAUGCAAUACACACAAGGUGGUCAAUUGCUGGACAUCACUAUGGAGUUAGGUGAACUGGAGGAAGUUCAUCUGCCACACUUUGUCUGUUUAGGGACCAACCCUUCCCUGAGGAAUGAGAUGAAGAUUCUUCAUGUAGAGGAACAUGGAGUGUCUUUAGAGGAAGUGCAUGAGGUCACCAGAUUCCAUGUUAAGAUUCUCCAUCCCAAGUUCUCAGCUAUUGCUGUUAUACUGAGCUAUAUCUUUUCUUGGAUCGUAGAUGUCCACUGUGAUGUGGUCCUCUACAUGGCAGUAAAAAAGUCAACAAUAAUUUCAAGGCUGUACCUGCUCCUCAGAAACUCCAGUCAGAAAGAGGUCGUUGCUGUGAAAGAGAAUCUCUUCUCGGUCAACUUAUCUGAUAAAAUAAUGGCUGUUCGGGAACGGGAGAAAGAUCAGGUGUCCCAAGGAUAUUCAGAAUUUCUCCUGCCAAGUCCAAACGGGCCCUUAAAGAUGAACACUUGGUUUGCACUCAAGAAUCCCCUCUCCACUUCCAUCUAUCCAGAGAAGAUUCAGCUGUUACCUGCAAACACCACACCAAGCUGUUGUAAGAUGAUAAUGGGAAACACAGGGGUUGACAUUGAGAUGGAGUUAAUCGGGGACGAUGAGAGGACAGUAUGGAAAUCAGUGGUAUCAAAAGAUGAAUACAGCAAAGACUCUCAUCCAACACCAUUAACACUCCCUGGGAUUCCUGCUGAGGAGUUUCUGAAGAAACACAGGGCUGUACUCAUUCAGGGAGUCAAAAACCCAAAGCCAAUAGCAGAUGUUCUGCGGUCAAAGUACAUGAUUGGUGAAGAAGAGUACUCCAGAAUAACAGCUGAAACAACUGAACAGGAGCGAAUGAGAAAACUACUGAACGCAGUCCUCCCUAAAGGACCAGAAGUGAUGGGAGCUUGUCUCAAAGCUCUCAGUGAACAUGAACACCAUCUUGUUAAGUACUUGAGUGAAUCUAGCACCUAAUCUGAAGAUGCUGAGGCCUGUCUCCUAGUCUGUGGACAAAGACACUUCUCCAAAUAAUCUGAAGAUGCUGAGGCCUGUCUCCUAGUCUGUGGAGAAAGACACUUCUCCACCUAAUCUGAAGAUGCUGAGGCCCGUCUCCUAGUCUGUGGACAAAAGACACUUCUUCACCUAAUCUGAAGAUGCUGAGGCCUGUCUCCUAGUCUGUGGACAGACACUUCUCCACCUAAUCUGAAGAUGCGAAGGCCUGUCUCCUAGUCUGUGGACAAAGACACUUAAAUUAUUUUAAAUUGUAAUGUUUGCUAUUCUUUAAACACGUGUUUUAUUCAUGUGCUUCAGGGAGAGAUCCUGAUUGACAUGUGUACUAUGGUACAUUGAGUUGGGUCUGCCCAGGGAGAGCUCCUGAUUGACAUGUGUACUAUGGUACAUUGAGUUGGGCCUGACCAGGGAGAGAUCCUGAUUGACAUGUGUACUAUGGUACAUUGAGUUGGGUCUGCCCAGGGAGAGCUCCUGAUUGGUUUGAACCUUUCCAGCUCAUUUCAGAUUGACUUCGAGUGUCUCUGCGUGGAAGAAUUUCAACAACAUGAUUUUGAAAACGCAAUUAAGGGGAUGAACUGGAAUGAUCUCUUGUCCUAUACAGAUGGGGAAGCUGAUAGUCAGGCUAGUCAAAGAUACACACCACCACGUUGACAUCUUGACCAAAGACCUUCCUUAGAUUCUUUACGGGAUUACAACUCACUCUGUCUGAAGGAAAUGAGGAAAUGGACUCACGAAAGGGGGAUAGCUGAGAGGGCAGAGAAGGCACGUGACAUCAUCGACAUUCGGGGUUCACGUCGAAGUGCUAUCCACCCUCGGGUUUUUGGUAACCGGCACGUUUCAGGCGGAUGCUCGUGGAUCCGCCAGCGGCAUCUCACAUCCCUCGAUGAGACAAUGUUGAGGAUCUAAUCAUCAGCAAACGUGUAAUAUACCAUUUCUAUCAUCGCACAACUGAUUGAAUGGGGUUAUUUUCCAUCAAUGGGUUCCCCAAAUACGAAUGGAGCAAUAGACGGCACCAAAAUCACCAAAAGAGCACCAUCCCAAAACGAGUUGAACAAGGCUAUGUAAUCAGAGAAGACUUAUAUUCUUUAUGUGAAGGUGAUAGACUAUGUGAACAGAGAAGACAUCUACUUUUAAUGCGAAGGUGAUGAUAGGUAAGUGUAACGGAUGUGAAACUGAUAGCUAGUUAGCGGUGGUGCGCGCUAAAUAGCGUUUCAAUCGGUGACGUCACUUGCUCUGAGACCUUGCUCUGCAAGGGCCGCGGCUUUUGUGGAGCGAUGGGUAACGAUGCUUCGUGGGUGACUGUUGUUGAUGUGUGCAGAGGGUCCCUGGUUCGCGCCCGGGUAUGGGCGAGGGGGGCGGUCUAAAAUUAUACUGUUACAUAAUGUUAUGUGCAAAAGACGCUGCUGAAUGUGGUGGCCAGGUAGAAAGCACUUGUUCAUUCUGCAGAACAGCAAAGUUUGCCUUUCCACCUACAGGAGGGAGCUGUUGAGGAUGGAUGGCUUAUUGGUGAGUAUUGACUACUAAUAUGAACUAUAUUUGUCAUUGAUAAAGAAACUUGAAUUGUG